GAUGCCCUCGUUGUCCUAGACGUGACACACUCCAACCUCGAACAACGCCACGCCGAGCUACGGUUCGCCAAACAUGAUAGCCUGGAGACGUUACGGACGCGCAUUCACCAAAAGACCGGCACAUCGGCUCAAUUUCAGCACUUGCUCGUUUACGACAACCACGACGAUAACAGUUUACUGCACGAGAUACCACCCGAAACCUCGGACGACAUCAAACUGGGCUAUUUCGGUAUCCUACACCACGGAAUGCGGGUGCACUGCGUAGACCUCAAUCCUCACUCGGGCUCUGCCGGAGGCGCUUACGAAGAUGUUUCGUUAGUGGAGAAAUAUCGCAUGACGGAGGAUGAAUACGAUGCCCGUAAAGGUACGCUACGAGAUUGGGGACGCCAGCAGCGAGAGCUUGUUGUGGACGAACCCGAUGUGGUGGCACCCAUCAAAAUGUCAGAAAUGGUUGGAUCAGAUGAGUACGGACUGGACUCGGUAGCUCACUGUCAGGUUGGGCAACGCUGUCAGGUAGAGCCGGGUCAGAGGAGGGGCGAAAUAGCUUUUAUUGGAAAACUUUCUCAGGAAAAGCCGGGCCACUGGGUUGGUGUUCGCUUCGACGAACCAGUCGGUCAGAAUAACGGAGUGGACAACGGUGUUGUGUUUUUCGAAGCAAUGGAUCGAUACGGUGCGUUUGUUCGUGGUAAAAAAGUUGUAACCGGAGACUUUCCAGAGCGCGACAUCUUCGAUAGUGAUGAC
Molecule: messenger RNA, 741 nt
Organism: Phaeodactylum tricornutum CCAP 1055/1
Lineage: Eukaryota; Bacillariophyta; Bacillariophyceae; Surirellales; Neidiaceae
Exons: 2
Biological process (GO): cytoplasmic microtubule organization; post-chaperonin tubulin folding pathway; tubulin complex assembly
Cellular component (GO): cytoplasm; nucleus; microtubule plus-end
Molecular function (GO): microtubule plus-end binding; alpha-tubulin binding
Source: RefSeq, a predicted model, not a curated record